Saccostrea cuccullata (small rock oyster) is the source of this 669-nucleotide messenger RNA. Its product is annotated as WAS/WASL-interacting protein family member 1-like. Lineage: Eukaryota; Metazoa; Mollusca; Bivalvia; Ostreida; Ostreidae. The record is from RefSeq and is a predicted model, not a curated record. Bases 32 to 598 code for a protein of 188 amino acids. The transcript has a single exon.
CUUUAUUUCGUUUCAGAUCAUGAUAUAAGAAAUGGCAGCCCUCGCUAUGAGUGGAGCGCCUCCACCGUUACCUAGCAGGGCAGGGCGACCAGACCCACCAUCAGUUAGCACCCUCCCUCGUAGGGGUCCCACUAGCGCAUCCCGACCACAGUCCGCUCAGUCGCCCAGGAACCGACGAGGGUCAUCCGAUGAUUUACCCCCACCCCCACCAAGAAAUAGACAUGACCCCCUCCCACCUGUUCCUCCCUCCACCGCAAAUAUACCUAUCCCCCAAGUUAACCAAAGACCUAGUUCAAGUACUUUACCGAGAAAUUCACGAAGUGAAUCAAACCUUCAGAGUCAUGAUGCCCCUCCAAGACUACCGCCCCGUAGGGGUACUUCCUUCCACGGCCCACAUUCCUCCAAUGUGCGGCCCAACCUGACAAAUGGCGCCAUUCCAGCUCCCAUCCAAGAGAGUCAAGGUACGUACGUUAGAAUACAUUUUAGAAAUGAAUUUAUUUUUGAAAAUUCACGAAAACAUGAACUGUACGAUGCUUCACGUCGGCAUGCCGCUUGGGAAAUAUUCAGGUUUGUACAGAAACGUUCAUUCACCUCCUGAAUGUUCAAAUAAAAGAUUUGCUUGUUUGAAACUAUGAGUAGGACAAAAGGUGUCCAUCAACUUUAAAAUAA